This is a messenger RNA of Culicoides brevitarsis, 774 nucleotides long. RefSeq names its product histone H1A-like. Gene Ontology annotation, cellular component: nucleus; nucleosome. Lineage: Eukaryota; Metazoa; Arthropoda; Insecta; Diptera; Ceratopogonidae. Gene Ontology annotation, molecular function: double-stranded DNA binding; nucleosomal DNA binding; structural constituent of chromatin. The record is from RefSeq and is a predicted model, not a curated record. Gene Ontology annotation, biological process: nucleosome assembly; chromosome condensation; negative regulation of DNA recombination. The transcript has a single exon. The coding region runs from base 46 to 699 and encodes 217 amino acids.
CAAAGUUCAAGUUUCGCUUUGCAAACAAAUCAAAUCUCACUCAAGAUGUCUGACGCUGUUGUCGAACCCACACCCGCCGUCGCUGCUGCCUCGCCAGCUGCCAAGAAAACGAAGACGCCCAAAAAGGAAGGCGCCAAGAAGCCCAAAACGAAGCCAACGCACGCCCCAACUGCCACGUUGGUCAUGGCUGCCGUCAAGGAGUUGAAGGACCGCAAAGGCUCGUCGUUGUCUGCCAUCAAGAAGUACAUCGCCGCCAACAACAAGGUCGAUGUCGAGAAAUUGGCGCCGUUCAUCAGAAAAGCCCUGAAAAAUGCCGUCGUCGCUGGCAAAUUGGUGCAAGUCAAGGGAAAGGGAGCUUCGGGAUCUUUCAAAUUGCCCGCCAAGGAGAAGGUCGAGAAGAAACCCAAAGUUGCCAAGAAACCCGCAGCGAAGAAAACUUCCGUCGCGAAGAAGAGCGCCACGAAGAAGGUUGCCAAGAAGCCCGUUGCCAAGAAAAGCACCGAAAAGAAGGAAAAGGCAGUCAAAGCUAAAGUCGCCAAGAAAGCUGGCACCGUGAAACCCAAGCAAAAGGCAACAAAACCAAAGGCAGCGAAGCCCGCAGCAGCAAAGAAGCCAAAGACACCCAAAAAGGCAGCAGCAAAGAAACCCGCAGCAGCGAAAAAACCCGCCGCGAAGAAAGCUGCACCAAAAAAGAAGUAAAUUCUUCACGUUUCUAACGCGAAACGCAACUCAAACAAACAAUCAGUCCUUUUUAGGACUAACAAAAUUAUCGGA